AUGGCUGCCUCGACGAGCAUUGACUUGAAACGAUCUAGUAUUGAGUCCAAGCCACUAGCCUCCACGAUUCCUCACGAAUGGCUUCUCAAGGACCCAGUGUCGGACGAUGUCCGAAACGUCACGAAAGUGCCCUAUACCUGUGGCAUCAUGACGGAGACUGAGCUCGCAUUGACGGAAAAAGAUGCAACAAGUCUCUUGGAGAUGCUAAAAACUGGCCGCGCGACCAGCUUCGAUGUCACACUCGCUUUCUGCAAACGGGCGGCCAUAGCACACCAACUGGUGAAUUGCAUGACCGAAAUGUGGUUCGAUGAAGCCCUCGACCGGGCCCGGGAAUUGGACAAGAUCUUCGCCGAGAGUGGCCCCGUAGGUGCACUUCACGGCCUUCCGUUUUCAAUCAAGAACACAUUUGCCGUCAAAGGUCGAAGAUCAGACGGGGCCUAUGUGGCUUGGUAUGACAACAUUGCCGAAGAGGAUGGUCAGCUGGUCAAGAUCAUCCGGGACCAGGGAGCUGUGCUGUACUGCAAGACUACUAACCCUCAGACUGCCAUGCAUCUGGAGACUACAUCUAAUCUAUAUGGCCGGACCCUGAACCCCUUCAACCGAGAUCUCACUCCUGGAGGCUCUUCGGGUGGCGAAGCCGCGUUGUUAGCCAUGCGAGGCUCGCCCAUUGGGCUGGGUGGUGACGGAGGCGGCUCAAUUCGAUCCCCAGCGGCGAACAACGGCCUGUUCGGAAUGAAAGCCACGUCUGAUCGAAUACCGUUCGUCAGGGGUACCUCUACCAUGCGAGGCUGCAAGUCAUUUCCCAUCGUUGCCGGUCCCUUGUGCCACAGCGCUCGGGACACAGAACUCUUCAUGCAGACCGUCCUGGACACCUCUCCCUGGCUCGAGGCAUAUAACCUUGUUCCGCUACCCUGGCGACAGGUCACGAUGCCAGAGAAGAUAACCAUCGGUCUGUACGUCGAUGAUGGCUCGGUGAUGCCCCACCCGCCAAUCAAGCAUGCGCUCCAGGCAUUGAAAGCCAAGCUAGAGGCUGAUCCCCGGUUCGAGGUGGUUGAGUGGACACCAUAUAAACAUGAUCUGGGAUAUGACCUGAUCAGACAACUAUACUGGGAAGAUGGUGGCGUCGAAACCAUGGCGAUAAUGGAGGGCUCGGGCGAGCCCAUCCUUGAUCUGUCCAAGUGGGUGAUGAAGGACAGUCACGUAAGGCCCCGGACGCUGAAAGAAAGCUGGGAGCUCAAUUAUCAGCGCGAAGAAUUCCAAAAGCAAUACCUGGCCCACUGGCUGUCUACACCGGUGGUCCCGGACUUUCUAGUAUGUCCAGUGGGACCUUCUGUCGCUCCCAAGCACGAGACUGCGCGGUACUGGGGUUAUACAGCAAUUUUCAAUAUCCUUGAUUACCCGGCUGCGAGCUUUCCGACAGGCCUUACGGCCUCAGCUUCGACACAUAUCCUUGAUACUGAUUAUGUACCGAGAGACAACGAGUUCGAUGAGUACAAUUGGAAACAGUAUGAGCCGUCUGCUUACGAAGGGGCUCCCGUCUCCCUGCAGGUCGUUGGACGUAAAUGGGAUUGUGAAAGAGUCCUGAAGAUGGCUGGCAUGCUUAACGAGGUUUGCAUGUCAUAAGGCAAAACCUUUGGUCUUGUGACAACUCGCUAUACUAGAAAUACCAAUCUUGACAGAUAGUACACCGACGAUAGAAAGCCAGAGCAUGAUGCUCGGAUAUCAAAAGCAGUGCACC
This is a messenger RNA of Exophiala viscosa, 1738 nucleotides long. RefSeq names its product putative amidase. Bases 1 to 1623 code for a protein of 540 amino acids. The transcript has 5 exons. Lineage: Eukaryota; Fungi; Ascomycota; Eurotiomycetes; Chaetothyriales; Herpotrichiellaceae. The record is from RefSeq and is a predicted model, not a curated record.